GCCAGUUGGUUUAUAAGGCGCCAAGGGGCGUGCUCUGAAAAGAACUGCAUCAUUGUUCUGCUCAGCGGAAGACUGGUCAGUGUGCGACAAGGAGGAUGACUGACAGAAAGGCGGUGGUGAAGAAUGCUGACAUGUCUGACGACAUGCAGCAGGAGGCCGUGGACGUCGCCACGCAGGCUAUGGAGAAGUUCAACAUUGAAAAAGACAUAGCUGCCUUCAUCAAGAAGGAGUUUGACAAGAAAUACAAUCCCACAUGGCAUUGCAUCGUGGGAAGGAACUUUGGGUCUUACGUCACGCACGAAACCAAGCACUUUGUCUACUUCUAUAUGGGACAGGUUGCAGUGCUCCUCUUCAAGUCUGGCUAGCUAUAUAGGUCAUGUGGCUAGCUCAUGAGACAGCACGGCAUUCACUUCCAGACAACACACACACCCACACACUGGCUGCCAUUGAUUCUCUAUAAAGCAGGUAUUAUGGUAUUUUGAAAGAGAAG
This is a messenger RNA of Geodia barretti, 490 nucleotides long. The record is from the annotation of a GenBank genome assembly. Lineage: Eukaryota; Metazoa; Porifera; Demospongiae; Tetractinellida; Geodiidae.